AUGGAGAAAGAAGCAGAUGCAAAAGUUGCCAUCGAAAAUCUUAACGGAAAGGAAGUGAAAGGAAGAAGAGUCAAUGUGGAACUCUCUACUAAUGUUCAGAAAAAGGGGGCAGGACAAAAUGCCCAGGCAGGCAUCAAUGCUGACAAGAGCAAGAGAGCAAGUGUGGACUUUAGAGAGAAAUAUCAACCCAAGAUCGACGGUUACGAGCAGCUUAGGCCUACAGACUCUACAUAUCCAUCAGUCUCUGCAGGAUACACUGCAUCCUCGCUCUACGAUUAUCAGCAGCGCUUCGGUGGCACCAACACUUCAAACAAAUACAACUCCUUUGACACUCAGACAAGGCAAGCAUCUCCCUCAUAUUUUGGAAGGGACAGAAGCCCAAUUCGACGAUCACCAACAAGAAUCGGUUUUGCCACUGUGUCACUACCCAUGACAGCACAACCAGCAUCCUACAGAGCUCAGCCAUCAACCUCACUGGGUGCAACCUACAGAGCCCAGCCCUCUGCAUCUCUCGGAAUGUCUUACAGACCCCAGCCAACAACGGGACAGGCAGCAUCUUACAGGGCCCAGCCCUCGACCUCACUUGGAAAUACUUACAGAACCCAGUCCUCUGUUUCACUAGGAGCUUCUAAUACCCAGCCUGCAGCCUCAUCACUAAAUUCCUACAGCGCUCAGGCUGCUGCUGCUUACAACACCCAGGCUGCAGCUUCCCAGUUAGCCUCUUAUGGGGUCCAGUCCACAGCAACACUAGCAUCAUCCUAUGGAGCUCAGCCUUCAGCCUCGCAUGCAGCCUCUUAUGGUACUCAGCCUGUGGCUGGUUACUCAGCCUCCUAUGGAGCUCAGCCAACAGCCACACAUGCAGCCGCUGCCUAUGCAGCUCAGUCUGCAGCUGGUCACACAGCCACCUAUGGAGCCCAGCCUGUGGCCACACACGCAGCCGCCUAUGGAGCCCAGCCUGCAGCCAGCCACUUGGCUUCUUAUGGAGCCCAGCCUGUGGACAGCCACUCAACCUCUUAUGGAGCCCAGCCUGCAGCUACUCUCUCAGCCUCAUAUGGAGCUCAGCCAGUGGCUGGCCAUUCAGCCUCGUAUGGCGCCCAGCCUGCAACUGCUCUCGCAGCCUCGUAUGGCGCCCAGCCUGUGGCCGGUCAUUCAGCCUCGUAUGGCGCCCAGCCUGUGGCCGGUCAUUCAGCCUCGUAUGGCGCCCAGCCUACAGCUGUGCUCUCAGCAACCUAUGGCACCCAGCCUGCAUCCACUCUGGCUGCAUCUUAUAGCAAUCAGUCUGCAGCAGCUUCCUACAAAUCACAGGUCUCUGCUCCACUGACCACACCCUAUAGAACACAGUCUUCAAACUCAAUGUCAGCUUCCUAUACAGCACAGCAGCCCUCCUCUGUUCCCUUGGCAGUCACUUUCAGAGCUCAGCCUGUGACCGCAUAUGAUGGGCCAACCCAGCUUGGACAACAAGCAACCCCGUAUUUGGGACUGUCUCAGUCUUCUGCUGCUGCUGCUGCCAUCGCACCACCAUACGAACGCACCCGCCUUUCUCCUCCACGGAGUGCUGGCUAUGACGAUCCUUUCAAAAAAUCAUCUGCUUUGGCUAAAAGGUACAGUUCUGACCGCCGUUUAUCUGACCUCUCAGAUUACCGUCGUUUAGCAGACUCGCCACUUGUGUACCGUCAUUCGCCGACAAAGUCCCCGCUGGAUUAUCGCCGUCUUCCAGAACCGCAUUCCGACUAUACCCGUUAUUCGGGUGCCUAUGGCGAUUAUAUGCAUACUGCUCGGCUACAUUCUAAUUACCAGCGCCGCCUGUAGUGGGGUUGGGGUUCCUGUUCCAGAUGGGGGCAGUAUCAUUAAUUACAUGUUCCCCAUUGGGACACGCUUUCUUAGCAUAAAGCCAAUCUGCGUCUUUACUAGGCUGGCUUCCUCAUUCAGUUCUCUGCAGAUUCUGAGUUAUUAAAUUUCCUUCCCUCCCAUGCUAUCUCAGGUGUCAUUACAGCCUGUCGUUUUGGCUCUGUUCCUUCAUGUCACUUGAUUAAAGAAUUAUUUGAGGCGAUAGUAUGAGGCGUGUCUGAGACAUGCUACUACAUCCAACACAAAUAGCAUUCUCCUGGUUUUUACUUUGGGGGAUUUUAUUUUCAGCUGCCUUUUUUGUUGCGUUUUUAGAAUGAUCUGAAUUUAUGAUCUCAAGAAGAACCUGUCCUGCAACCCCAGGAACAAUGUAGACGACUGCUGCACAUUGUGUCUUUGAAAGUCGAAGACUCGAGUUCCUUCGUGCUCCAGUAGGGCUAAGAAUGCCAUAGCAUAUCUGGAAUCGGUUUUUGUUUGCGACUCCUGAUGCUAAUGUCUCUAUUAGUAAGACAUAAGCUGCUCAUGCAGGAUUCCUAAUAAAUGCAAUUCACAAUGACUGUUGCUCAGUAUUGUUUUUAUAACCCGAGCAAUUGCUUUCUCUGAAUAGAAGAGCAAAUGCUCUUUUAUGUAACAUGAAAAUCCUUUUUCUUUUUACACCGGUGUUAAGUUUGCAGUAGAUGUGAUGUUUGAAUCUAUACAUCUGAAAUGAGUUAGUUUUUGUAUUGACUGUAAAUAAAAUGGGGGCUAUUUACAGUUUA
This is a messenger RNA of Chrysemys picta bellii (western painted turtle), 2603 nucleotides long. RefSeq names its product RNA-binding protein 14. The record is from RefSeq and is a predicted model, not a curated record. Gene Ontology annotation, molecular function: nucleic acid binding. Lineage: Eukaryota; Metazoa; Chordata; Testudines; Emydidae.